Cyprinodon variegatus (sheepshead minnow) is the source of this 1556-nucleotide messenger RNA. RefSeq names its product nuclear autoantigenic sperm protein-like. Gene Ontology annotation, molecular function: histone binding. NCBI's taxonomy places the organism in Eukaryota, Metazoa, Chordata, Actinopteri, Cyprinodontiformes, Cyprinodontidae. The record is from RefSeq and is a predicted model, not a curated record. The coding region runs from base 156 to 1421 and encodes 421 amino acids. Gene Ontology annotation, cellular component: nucleoplasm. The transcript is spliced from 14 exons. Gene Ontology annotation, biological process: DNA replication-dependent chromatin assembly; CENP-A containing chromatin assembly.
UCCCGCGUUCUGAGUUAAGCGGAAACAGGUUGCCAUUUUUCCCUCUAUUUAAGCGCGCCAACAAGGACUGUUCAAGUGGGUCUCUUGGGUCGCCGUGGUCUGUCCAGCACACAGUUGGUAUUUCUCCGUGUCAUUUCGCUGGACUUAAAGUCAAUAUGCCAGAGGAAACGUCGACCGCGUCUGGUUCUGGAAGCGCGGAGGAGAAGCCAUGCUCGUCAGCAGCUGCAGCAGAAGCUAAUUCAGGUGACAUCAUGGAGGAGGCAAAGAAGCUGAUUGGCACAGGGAAAAAACAUCUUGUUAUGUCGGACGUUGUUUCUGCUGUCAAUGUUUUCCAGGAAGCCUGCAGCAUGCUGGCUGCAAAAUAUGGGGAUACUGCCGAUGAAUGUGGCGAGGCCUUUUACCUGUGUGGGAAGUCCCUAUUGGAGCUAGCGAGGCUGGAGAAUGGUGUCCUCGGUAAAGCCCUGGAGGGAGUCCCAGAAGAAUCGGAAGAGGAGGAGGAGCAGCCCAGUAAUCCAAAUAUUGAGAGCGCUGAUAACCUUGAUGAUGAUGAUGAUGACGAUGAUGAAGAUGAGGAUAAAGAGAACAACAUACAAGAGGAAGAGGAAGAUGUUGGGAAUUUGCAGUUGGCUUGGGAGAUGCUUGAGGUGGCCAAAGUCAUUUAUAAAAGAGGGGAAAGCAAGGAUGAUCAGCUGAUGGCAGCACAGGUUUAUCUAAACCUUGGCGAAGUCAGUGCAGAAACAGAUAACUAUCCUCAAGCACUAGAAGACUUCCAGGAGUGUCUGACCCUGCAGCUGAAACACUUGCCUCCUCACAGUCGCCUGCUGGCAGAGACCCACUACCACAUUGCUACAACACUCUGCUACAUGGAGCAGUACAACCAGGCCAUCCAGCACUACAACAGCUCUAUAAAGGUCAUCGAGACCCGUCUAGCAAUGCUCCAAGAGGUUAUUGAUGCAGCAGAUGGAGCCAAUGGUGCAUCAGAGGAGAAAAGUGAAAUGGAAGAACUGAAACAGCUUCUUCCUGACAUCAAAGAAAAAGUGGAGGAUGCCAAGGAGAGCCAAAGAACAGCCAGCGUUGCCUCACAGGCAAUCCAGCAGACAUUGGGCGGUCCCUCAACAUCAUCAGCAUUCCCGCGUGAAAAUGGAGGCCCAUCAUCCUCAACUGCUUUUGUAUCAACCAGUCAGAUUCCUGUUAAAUCAUCUGGUGGUGCCUCUUCUUCCAAAGCGGUGUCAGACAUCUCUCACCUUGUUAGGAAAAAGAGGAAACCAGAAGAGGACAGCCCAGUAAAGGACACAGAUGCUAAACAACUGAAACAGGAAGCCACAGUUAAUGGAGGCGGUGACUCUAGUGCCAGCACACGCAAUGAAACCCAGGAGGGAAAAUCACAGGAGCCUGCCAGCCAGCCCACCUCUUCCUCAUGACCACCUUCAUUCUCUUCCCGACUCUAAAACCAGCACCGCAUGCUUCUUCAGAUCCUCGCACCCAGUACUCUGUUUCUGUAAAUAUGAUUUUCACAGAUCUGUCUUUCAAGUUUUGUAUACUUGUAGUAAGAAUAA